AUGAAGAAGCUGAAGGUGAAGUCGGGGGCAUUGAAGGCGGUGAACCCGUCAGACAUCUACCGCAAGAGUCAGCGCGACAAGGAGAAGCGGAAGAACAAAAUGGACAGGCGCCACAACCGCGAGCUGUCCAUACUGAAGAGAAAUCCGCGCGUGAUCAAGGAAGAACUCGACAAACUCUGUGAACUGGAGAAGACAAACGUCCUGCGCGACAGCCAGAAGAAGCGGAAACAGAAACUUCAGCAGCUGUGGGAUAUCGCCGUUCAGUCCGUCGAGGCGGAGAGGCGCGCGAGGAAGGCCGAGCUCCAGAUGGAGGAACCCUUUGGCGAGGAAGCGGAACAAGAGAAGGAGGAGGAAGAGAAGCCGCUCUCGUCGCGUGAACAGCGAAAUCUGAUAAACAUCGGGGCACAUCGCGAUCCCCGACGAAGAGGGGUGCCUGUAGAACAGCGCUUUGAUGACGAAUUCAUCCUCAAACUCGACCAAGAACAACGGCGAUACUACAACCCUGCUCUUUGCAACGCCGGCAUCUUCAGACACCCCGACGGCAGUCUCCGAGGUUAUCCGCCCACCGUUCGCCAGGGCGCCUUCGACAUGCGGCGACAGUACUUUGAGAGUUUGGAGAACGAGCAGCGCAAGAAGGACGGCGCCUCGAGUUCCAGCGAGGAAGACAGCGAGGACUGGAGCGACGUGCCAGACAGUGAAAAGGCAAAAGAGGGGGGAACAGCUUCAGGGGAGGACGGAGAGGAAGAAGACGAUCUCCUCGCAUCCAUUCCUCUCCCUGACGAACUCCCCCCAGGGUUAUCUGCAGAGCCAGCUAGCGUGCCUGAAGCCGCGGCGUCUGCAGGCGCGGCGCAGACUUCUCCAGUCGGGUGUCAGGGGACUGGGCCUCAGGAGACAUCGACAGUCUCCCCUUUCAUCUUUCCGACGCCGUUCUCGGACAACGCGUCAGGCGCACCUGCGCAAGGAAACGGCACAGCCCCCACCGGCGGCGCAUUGCCUUUCGUUUUCCCUUUCCCUCCCCCGCCUCCGCCGCCGUUCAUGUUUCCUCCUCCCCCCAUUCCCUUCAUGCCGCGCCCUCGCCAGCCGGACGCAUCGCCUGACUCUCAGCAGGCGCCGAGCGCGUCCGGCCCCGCUGCGCCUCCUUCUCCCUUUUCUGGUCAAAACUCGUCGGUCUCUCCGGGAGCGAGGCCAGCUCCGCCGUCGGCGUCUUCCUCUUCGCCUGCUAUCUGGAAAGUAACGAAUCAGCCGAGCACGCGAGAAGUCCGGGCAAGUCCGUACACGCCUCCAGAGACAAAGCCUGCCUUGCCGAAGGCCGCCGUCGCUUUUGUCCCCACGCAGUUGAGAACAAAGAACAAACCGUCUCCUACUGCGCCUCCGCGCCUGUCGCUGCAACAAGUUUCGGCUUACUCUACAGGCCUGGGAAACGCGCACCAGAGCCGCUGGGUUGGAGCGAAGGCCGAAGAGACAGGAUCUUCCCACGCAAAGCCUGGAAGCGUCGCAAGCUUCUUCGCGAAAAAACCCGCUGCUGGACCAACCUCUCUCGGAACAGACUCACGAGGGAAGGGCCAGGGACAGGCUGGAAACGCCGGCGUCGAUGCCUCCAAAAACCUCGAUGACCUCUUCAACGAUUUCCUGCGCGAAGUCGGAGAGACGUGA
Messenger RNA from Neospora caninum, 1653 nucleotides. RefSeq lists its product as hypothetical. Lineage: Eukaryota; Apicomplexa; Conoidasida; Eucoccidiorida; Sarcocystidae. The transcript is spliced from 8 exons. Gene Ontology annotation, biological process: RNA processing. The record is from RefSeq and is a predicted model, not a curated record. The coding region runs from base 1 to 1653 and encodes 550 amino acids.